Molecule: messenger RNA, 650 nt
Organism: Drosophila busckii
Lineage: Eukaryota; Metazoa; Arthropoda; Insecta; Diptera; Drosophilidae
Gene: HmgZ
Product: high mobility group protein Z
Exons: 3
Coding region: 300-635 (111 amino acids)
Molecular function (GO): transcription cis-regulatory region binding
Source: RefSeq, a predicted model, not a curated record
GAUAUUCCACUGAAGGCAAAAGCUGUACGCUGAACAAACCAGAGACCGAGGCAGCUUGCUUGUGAGUUUUUAGUAGAAGAAAAUUUAUAAAGUGAACAAACAACAAGCAGCAAGCAGCAGCAGCAGCACCAGCAGCAAGCACCAAGCAAAGGCAGCGCUCUAUACAGCUAAAUACAGUGCACAAAAUAUUGAAGAGGCCUGCAAUUAAAUUGUAAAUUACGCGACAUUUUCAUACGGUUAGUUGUGAGCUAACCAAUCUUAAAGCAGCAAAGCUUAAUCUAAACACAUAAAGAGCAAAGAUGGCAGGAGAACGCCCGAAGCGUCCGUUAUCAGCAUACAUGCUGUGGCUGAAUGAGACCCGCGAACAGAUCAAGAAGGACAAUCCCGGCAGCAAGGUCACAGAUAUUGCCAAGCGUGGCGGUGAGCUGUGGCGCGGCCUUAAAGACAAAACUGAAUGGGAACAGAAAGCCAUCAAAAUGAAGGAGGAGUACAAUAAGGCAGUGAAAGAGUAUGAGGCAAAUGGUGGCACUGACUCUGGUGCGCCCAAGAAGCGAAAGAAGAUUGCCGCCAAGCCCGCCAAGAAGGCUAAGAAGAAAGAGUCGUCCGAGGAGGAUGAGGAGGAUGAGAGCGAGUAAACAAAAUUAACAAAA